AUGUUCGCCGGGGACUCGAGCUCACAGCACCCAUCUCACAGAAAUCACACGGCUCUGUCCCAAGCCCCAGCCUUGCCACCAAUUCCCGUUGAUUCUCAACCGAGUCUUCAACAAGGCUCUCUGCCCGUCUCAAGAUCUUGGCCCAUUCAUAGACCGCCUAUCCCUGGUGCCUCGCCAUACUCAUUGCAUUCGCAUCAUUCACCGUCCCACGCGAGUCAGUCAGCUUCCCUGCUCGACUCGCAAACUCCACUUGCUGGGACCGUCACUCAGUCCUCUCUCGAUCAUCUGCCUCCUAAAGAGGAGCCAAACCCCGAAUCUUCACACGGCCUUGGGAUCACAUCUUACCCCAUGUCCGUAGCAUCAAGUGCAUACUUUGCUGGCCCCAUGCAGCAAAAUUCCCAUCAUUAUGUCUGGGCAAACCGCCCAUUCCCGUCGUUGCAGCCGCCGACGGGACAUAUGAACCCGCCAUACCAGCCCUCCCAUCCAUACCCGUCGUCGGGUUUCUCAGUGGGCUACAAUGGCCAGCACGGUGCCCCGCUGCCUAGUUACCAGCAAGAUUCGCAUCCAGCUCCGGCAUCGUAUUUGGCCGCUGCACCGGGACAUGCCCCUCGCCAGACUCACUCUCGAAGUCCCUCCUUGGCCCGUCCUUUUCACCCUCAUUCUGCUCCUGGCACACCUCCUCUGUCCGAUCAAUCUCUUAUGACCUCCUCUUCACCGUAUAUGAUGAACCAACCUGCCUACUAUAUGCCCGAAGCACAGUCCAUCCCAACUUCCAACCAGUCUUCCAUGAGUUCUCAGGCCCCGUCGAUGGUCGCCGCAGACCAGAUGUACUCCUCGCCCGAUUCUGUGCCCCCCACAGAACCGGAGCACCAGGUCCGAGUGAUCAGUUCAAGACCGCGACCGCAAUGCUGGGACCAUGGCUGCAACGGUCGCGAGUUUUCUACGUUCAGCAACCUUCUGCGCCAUCAGCGUGAGAAAUCCGGUGUGGUUGCCAAGGCAGAGUGUCCUAUCUGCGGCGCAGUCUUCACUCGCACGACGGCACGCAACAUUCACGUCGCCCAGGGAAAGUGCAAAAGCUCCGGGCGAGAGUCCUCAACGGAGUAA
Penicillium alfredii is the source of this 1104-nucleotide messenger RNA. RefSeq lists its product as uncharacterized. The record is from RefSeq and is a predicted model, not a curated record. The transcript has 6 exons. Lineage: Eukaryota; Fungi; Ascomycota; Eurotiomycetes; Eurotiales; Aspergillaceae. The coding region runs from base 1 to 1104 and encodes 367 amino acids.